Messenger RNA from Rotaria socialis, 3351 nucleotides. The record is from the annotation of a GenBank genome assembly. Lineage: Eukaryota; Metazoa; Rotifera; Eurotatoria; Philodinida; Philodinidae.
AUGGCUGGUAUACAAUCAAAUUUUGAUUUCAUAUCAUCGUAUUGCGAACCAACAUUUAAUAUUGAAAAAUAUCAAUCGAAACAAACGGGAAUGAAAUUAUAUCAUAUUAAUGUACCAUUACCUUUGAUUAAACUUGAGAUAUGUGUACAAACAAAACCAUAUGAUGAUACUGGUUGUGCACAUACAUUAGAACAUUUAAUAUUUAUGGGUAGCCGUAAUUACCCUCAACAAGGUUAUCUGGAUUAUAUUUCUGCUCAACAUUAUUCUCUGGGCACCAAUGCGGCAACACAUCGUGAUAUGACAACAUAUGAAUUAACAACUGUGAAUCAUAACUCUUUAUCGACACUUCUUCCUGUUUAUCUUGAUCAUAUAUUUCAUCCAUUAUUAUUAAAUAAUUGCUUUUUAACUGAAGUUCAUCAUAUAUCCGGUGAGACAGGCGAUGAUGGCGGUGUUGUUUACAGUGAAAUGCAAGCAAGUGAAAAUCAACCAGAUGAAAUUCUCCUCUAUUCUAUAUUACGCGAUUUAUGGCCAGAUAAAUCACCCUAUUAUUAUGAAUCAGGUGGUCGUCUCGAGUCCAUACGAAAUGAAUUAACAUUAGAUAAAAUAAAAAUUUUUCAUCAAAAAUUCUACGUACCAAAUAAUGUUGCUAUUAUUUUAUGCGGCGGCGGUAUAAAUAUCGAUGAAAUAUUAGAAAUAUUAAAUAAAUUUGAACAAGAAAAUUUUCUUCAGUAUGAUAAUCGUCAAAAACUUUCUAUGGGAUCUUCAUUAAAUGAAAAUCAACGGAAAAAAGCUAAAUUAAGCGAUGAUAAUUUUCCUUCGAUACAAAUUAAAUCAGCGAGCUUCGAUGAAAGUCCUACUCCACCAGAUACAAACAAAAAAGUCAAUCUAUCAUCGAUUGACGCAACAAAAUUAUCAGUUCACACAAAUUCAUAUGAAGCUAAUGAACCAUCGUUUUGUGAUUCAGAAUUAAUGGUAUCACAUGGCGAAUCAUCGGCUGCAUCAUCACCAGGUUCAGUUUUAGUAGCCUUUGAAACGGAAAUCUCCAUAGGCCAACGUAAUAUGGUUGAAUAUAAAGAAGUUUGCUAUCCAGUAGAAGACAAUGAAGAAAAUUUAGGACAAGUAGCGUUUGGUUAUCGAUUAGAAUCCGUUUAUGAAAUGGAAAUUUAUACAGCACUCGAUGUUUUAUUAACAACAUUAUUUGAUGAGGAUAUUUCAAUUUUUUAUAAAGAAUUUAUAGAAUUACCAAAUACAUUGUGUUCGUCAACAGAUCACGAUUGGCUUAAUUUUCCAGAAAGAGUAUUAACCAUAACAUUUGAAGGUGUUGAAAUAGAUAAUUUAACGUUAGUUGCUGAUAAAUAUUCAUCUGUACUAUAUUCAAUUAUCAAUUCUCAAAUAGAUAGUGGUCAAUUAUAUACACAAUUACAAAGGAAUAUACGGAAGAAAAUUGAGGCACAUUUAAAUGAAGUUGAAGCUGAACCAUUCGAUUUUCUUACUGGUCUAUGUUGUUUGGAUCAUGUAUCAGAAUUAUCUGCACGAUAUAGUGAAAAUGAUGAUGAGCAACACUUACAUAAAUUUUUACAAAAUCAGAAAUAUUUAGAAAGUCUAUUGAAUAGACCAAUACUAUAUUGGCAUGAAUUGAUUAAAAAAUAUCUAUUAGAAUGGGAACCAUCAAAACGGACUAUUAUUUUACUUAAACCAAGCUGUGAAUUAUUAAUUGAACAACAAGAACAAGAAGAACAACGAAUAACACAACGUCGGGAUUCACUCGGUCCGAAUGGUCUUAAAGAAUUAAAAGAUGAACUUGAUCAAGCUCGUUCAAAUAAUAAAAAAUCAAACUCUGAAUGUGGCGAUAUUCCACAUCUACCUACAACAAUCAGUGAUAAAUUACAUCUUCCACCGAUAGAAUAUUAUUCUAAUAAGGAUGAAAUCGAUCUUUUCCAUAGUCCGACAAGUCAUUUUAUACAAUACACCUUGCAUAUUCCUGUGAAAAACUUACCUCCAGAUCUUCAAUUGUAUCUUCCACUUUUUUCCAAUUUACUUUUUCAUACAUCUAUUCAGUACGAAAAAAUACAGUUGGAUAAAUUUAAUUUUUGUGAACUUAUAUCUCGCGAUAUACUUAGUUAUAGUAUAUCAAAUGGACAAGCACCAUCACCUAUACAAUCAAGUUAUGUUACUGCACAUUAUAUUGAUACAUUUGCUAUUAGUUUACAAUCAAUAAGUACUAAUGAGAUCUAUAAAAAUACCAUUGAUUAUUUUCGUUACGUACUUUUUGGUACAAUAUUUAACGAUCAUAAAAUAAUAAUUGAAGAAUGUGAAAAAGAAUUAAAAAAUCUUAUCGAAGCAAUACAAGAUGGCCAUACAAUUCAUUUGGGAUUUUUUAAUUCUUUAAUACAUUCAACUAAUUCGACUAGUUAUUAUCAUCAAACGAAUAUUUUUUCACAAAAAAACCUACUUGAGAAAAUUUGUAAACAACCAGAUAAAUAUCAGAAUGAAAUUCUAUCAAAACUUGAACGUAUUCGAUUGUUGAUUUUAAAGAAUUUAUCUCAAAUGCAUUUCACUAUAUGUGGAAAUAUGGAAUUAAUUGAAGGAAAUUGGAAUAUUGUUCAGCAAUUUAUGAAUGAAUGUAAAACAAAGAGUCAAAUAGCAAUUGAAGAUAAUCAACUAAAAGAAACGAAAGGAAAACAAAUUCCAACAGCAUCACCAGCUAUAAUUAUUGGUACUCAACAUGAAGAAUCAGGUUAUGUCAUUCGAUGGGCACGUCUUCCAAUUUGUCAACAAGAUUUUGCCGCGCUGCUAAUCGUUUCAAAUUAUCUUGAUAUGGAAAAUGGCCCACUUUGGACUGCUUGUCGUACAAAUGGCUAUGCGUACGGUGUUGCCUUUGAUUUCGAUUUUGAAACCAAUAUCAUACUUCUAUCCAUAAGUCAAUGUUCUCAAUUAAAAUUAGCUUAUUCAAGUGCCAUGGAAACUCUUAAAAAUCUUGUCGAACAUAAAACAGCGUUAGAUCCACAACGAAUGGUCGCUGCAAGAAAUUUAACAAUUUGUACCUUUACAGAACAGUUAGCCACAUUGGGUCGUUUAACGGGUAUUUGUAUUCGUUCAUAUUUGAAUACAUAUUCGAUUGAAAAAUAUCAAGAUCUAUUAAAAGAAAUAAAUUCAUUCACUUACAAUGAAGAAUAUCUAUUAAAAAUAAUUGACAAAUAUGUAUCGCCAUUGCUUAAUGAUAAUGAUUCGUCGGCAUUGAUACUUGUUAAUACGAGUAAAAUGAAAGAAACACAAGAAUUUCUUCAUAAAGAAUAUGCUAUUAAAAAUGUUCAACUGAUAAAAGAUGUUGUUAAAAGUUUAUGUCGAUAG